This is a messenger RNA of Arabidopsis lyrata subsp. lyrata, 447 nucleotides long. RefSeq names its product phosphoinositide phospholipase C 1. The record is from RefSeq and is a predicted model, not a curated record. The coding region runs from base 1 to 447 and encodes 148 amino acids. Gene Ontology annotation, molecular function: phosphatidylinositol-4,5-bisphosphate phospholipase C activity. Gene Ontology annotation, biological process: lipid metabolic process; phosphatidylinositol-mediated signaling. Lineage: Eukaryota; Viridiplantae; Streptophyta; Magnoliopsida; Brassicales; Brassicaceae. The transcript has 3 exons.
AUGUGGGAUAUUCUAAUAGGCCUCCUCGAGAUGUGGGUGAGAAACGGUCCAACGGGAAACAACCCAAGCCCAACAUCUCGGAAAUACAACAAGACAUGCCACUUAUAUGGGUCACAUAGGUAUGCAGAAGAACUGGUUCAAGAAAAAGAUGAGGAGAGUGCAGCGAUCGAAUACAGAGACUUAAUCUCGAUUCACGUUGGGAACCACAAAGGAGGGUUGAAGAACUGCUUAAAUGGAGAUCCUAACCGAGACAUACGGUUAAGCAUGAGUGAGCAGUGGCUUGAGACUUUGGCUAAAACUCGUGGACCUGAUUUAGUAAAGUUCACGCAGUGGAAUCUUUUGAGGAUAUAUCCCAAGACAACACGGUUCGACUCGUAUAACUAUGAUCCUCUCGUUGGAUCGAUUCAUGGUGCUCAAACGGUUGUCUUCAAUAUGCAAAUAGAAUAA